CACUCGUCUGCGACGGCGCCUGCGCGAAACACCAUGCUGAUGGCAAGGUGCAGCGGUCCUGUCUUGCUCUGCCUGCGGCAGGGACUCGGAACCAAUUCAUUCCUGCGCGGCCUAGGGCAAGAGCCCUUCGAAGGAGCUCGGUCACUGUGUUGCAGGUCCUCGCCUAGAGACCUGCGAGACGGAGAAAGAGAGCACGAGGCGGCACAAAGGAAAGCCCCAGGAGCAGAGUCUUGCCCAUCUCUCCCUCUGAGCAUCUCGGACAUUGGGACCGGAUGUCUUUCGUCACUGGAAAACCUCAGACUGACUCCGAGGGAAGAGUCAUCCCCUCGAGAGCGCGAGGACUCAAGUGGAGACCAGGGCCGGUGCGGUCCGGCACACCAGAUAUCCGAGGAUCCUUCGAUGCUCUCGCAGGCCCAGUCUGCUACCGAGAUCGAAGAGCCUCACGUCUCCCCUUCUUGUUCAACUUCAAGACAGAGACCCUUUCAGGUUGGGGAACUGAUUUUAGCUGAGACUGAGAAGAGAGAAACACAAUUUAAGAAAUUAUUUAGAUUGAACAAAGUUGGACUCUUAAAUAGUAGCUGGGGGGCAGUCCCGUUCAGCAAGAUCGUGGGCAAGUUCCCCGGCCAGAUACUGAGGAGUUCCUUGGGUAAGCAGUUCACGCUGAGGAGGCCAGCAUUGGAAGACUAUGUAUUAUUGAUGAAAAGAGGGACUGCCGUAACAGUCCCAAAGGAUAUUAGUAUGAUUCUCUUGAUGAUGGAUAUCAGCCCAGGUGAUACUGUUUUGGAAGCUGGCUCAGGCUCUGGUGGAAUGAGCUUAUUUUUAUCCAAAGCAGUUGGAUCACAAGGACGAGUCAUAAGUUUUGAGGUACGAAAAGACCACCAUGAUCUGGCUAAGAAGAAUUACGAACACUGGCGUGAUUCAUGGAAAUUAAGUCAUGUAGAAGAGUGGCCAGACAAUGUGGAUUUUAUUCAUAAGGAUAUUUCAGGAGCAACCGAAGACAUAAAAGCUUUAACAUUUGACGCAGUAAGUUUUCUAACAUGGGUCCUGUGUUACUCCUUUGACUACAGAGAAGAUAGGGAAAUGUACAUUUUUCACUUUUCUGAAAGCAUCACACAGGUUAUCGAACUUUUAGAUGGAAUUCGCAUCUGUGAACUUGCUCUUUCAUGUGAAAAGAUAAGCGAGGUCACUGUCAAAGAUUGGUUGGUUUGCCUUGCAAAACGGAAAACUGGAAUUUUAGCUCAAAAAGUAGAACCUAAAAUCAACAUAGAUGUACAACUAGAUUCGCAAAAGAAAACUGGAGUUGAAGAUGAGCUGUUUCAAGAGGAUGACCGUGAAGAAUCACAUUCUGAUUUUCCAUAUGGAUCAUUUCCCUACGUUGCUAGACCAGUACACUGGCAACAUGGUCAUACAGCUUUUCUUGUCAAGUUGAGGAAGGUCAAACCACAACUGAGUACUCCAGAUGACAGCAACUGACUUGAAGAUGGAAAAAUAUCAAAAUAGAACCUUAUAUUGAAAAUCACUACUUUCAUAGAUUGGCAUUUUUAGCUAUUACUGUGACUUAUAUAACUUUUACAUAUAAUUUUGAAAAUAACAAAUAAAAUAAAGAUGUAUAACAUGGCAAAACUGCUUAAACGUCCCAUUUUGACACUUGUCUUGCAGUUAGUUUGACAUUUUGUAGUUAAUGAUUCCAAAUUGAUUUAGUUGGACCAUCUCAUUCUUCGCUUCCUGUGAACCACUCCAUAGAUUUGUCUUUCUUCAAGAAAUUAGUUUUCUUUCCUUUAUUUGAUUGAUGGUCAUUGACUACUGAAAUAAAAUUGCAUUUUAAGAUAAA
Mandrillus leucophaeus (drill) is the source of this 1831-nucleotide messenger RNA. RefSeq names its product tRNA methyltransferase 61B (gene TRMT61B). Bases 34 to 1473 code for a protein of 479 amino acids. Gene Ontology annotation, cellular component: tRNA (m1A) methyltransferase complex. The transcript is spliced from 6 exons. Lineage: Eukaryota; Metazoa; Chordata; Mammalia; Primates; Cercopithecidae. The record is from RefSeq and is a predicted model, not a curated record. Gene Ontology annotation, biological process: tRNA methylation.